GGGAAGGAAAAGGGACGGAGGAUAAAGAAGGGAGAUGACUGCAUCUAAGGAAAAAAACAACGUAUUUCUCUCAUCCAACGUAAAUAUUCUAAAUCAUAAAUAUGAUUGACUUGUUUACCAACAGAGAAUACUGAAAUAAAUGACAGAGAAACGGUGAUAAGGUAAUUUCUUUAAUGUUCCAAUUUGCACGCUUUGCCCUGUCUAAGACCAUGUGUUAAUUCGAUUGUAUAAUCUUCACCUUGACUCGAGAACAAAAAUGUUUUCAAGUCAAGGGACAUAACGUCGAUGACAAUUGGAAAAUAAAUUAUGACAAACCAGACCUAUCAAGCCGUAGUCACAUGCUUGGCAUGUUUUUAAUGUUUAAAGACGUGUGUUUCACAAAUAAAUAAUGUGUAGCCUUGCAUGUUAAAACGUUUUAUUUGAGACGAUUUGUGCCAAUGGCUUUUUAUAACUCCUACGCAUCCGAUUAGCUUGUUACAAAAUACACCCAUGAAAAAAUCUAAACGGAAAAAGCCACGGUGAGAGACGAUGCCGCAUACCACACUGCUGUACUAGAGCACAUGGGUUUUGCGCACAUCACCAUCAACAUGCACAUUUGUUGCAGUGCGUUUUGCCCAUGAGGAGCAUAGUGCCAUCAUAGGCUGGCAGUGGCCUUACUGCCGGUUACCUUGGUGUCUACAUAUUCCUCUCCUGUUUUACAGUACUAGCCAUAUGAGCAGAUGUUACCUUGAGUGUCCUCUAAAAGUAGCUUGCCAAAGCUACUAAUACUUUAUGGAUGUAAUUUCUGCAAUUCUGUUAUUGAUAUGCCUCCUUACAGUACAGUCUUCCUCAUAAAAUGGUACAUUUAUCUUUUAAACUUUCAUGUGAUUUCAUUUUGAUCUAUGAAUGAGAAUCUCCUAGUGUGUCCAGAGUAAACUGGGCCCAGCAGAGUGAUGUCAUCUCCAGGAAUGGGCACCCCCAGUGACCCCCUGUUGGCCAGCCCAGGAGGGAGGUCAUCAGAGAGGUCAUUGGGUGCCACAAAUGGUCUCUGGAGGAGCUCCAUGCCCAAGACCGUCAGCUUCCCAUCGUCUACCACACGCCUCCUGAGUCACCGUGCCAACAACUUCCAGAGACACCCGAAGCGGCGGAAGCUGAUCAGACCGUCCCCGCCCCCCCCGCCCAACACCCCCUGCCCCCUAGAUCAGCUGGACCUCAGUGAGAUGCCCCCUCGCCGCACCUUCCCUGAGCUGCUCUUCAACGGCUGUGUCCUGUUUGGCAUUGAGUUCAGCUACGCCAUGGAGACGGCCUAUGUCACCCCUGUCCUGCUACAGAUGGGUCUGCCCGAAGAGUUCUACAGCCUGGUGUGGUUCAUCAGUCCUAUAUUGGGAUUCCUGGUCCAGCCUCUCCUAGGAGCUUGGAGUGAUCGUUGUACAUCCCGCUUUGGCCGUCGGAGACCGUUUAUUUUAGCCUUGGCUAUUGGAGCUCUGCUUGGUUUGACAAUGGUGCUGAAUGGGCGAGACAUUGGAGCUGCGGUGGCAGACACAGCAACCAAUCACAAGUGGGGCAUUAUACUGACUAUUUGUGGAGUGGUUCUGAUGGACUUCUGUGCGGACUCGGCAGAUAAUCCCAGCCACGCCUACAUGAUGGACGUGUGCCUGCCAGAGGACCAGGACCGUGGCCUCAAUAUUCACGCACUGCUGGCAGGCCUGGGUGGUGGAUUCGGGUACAUCGUGGGUGGAAUUAACUGGGACCACACUGAGUUUGGGAGGUCAAUGGGAGGUCAACUUCGAGUCAUCUACAUGUUCACCAGUGUCACAUUGGUCAUUGCCACGUGCAUGACCCUCAACAGCAUCCCCGAGCGGCCCCUGCCAAAGAUGCAGACUCAGAAGAACUCUAAAAACUCUCUAAAGAGCCCCAGCCUCCCUCUGCCCCCCUCUCCCCCUGUCCCUCCGGGGGCAAGCCUGGGAUUGGAGGAGGAAGAGGCAGAGGAGAGGCUUUAUAGCUACCAGUUCUCUGAACCCUGCCCCUCAAACCCUAACCCCAUGGCACACUCCUGUAGUGCCAACGCACGCCUCUGUGCCGGCCUCACCAGCCCCAUCUCCCCCCUCAGCCCCCUUACUCCUAAAUAUGGCAGCUUUAUCAGUCGGGAUAACUCUCUCACUGGCAUCAAUGAGUUCGCCUCAUCCCUGGGAACCUCCUAUAUAGACAGUGUGCUCAUCGACUGCUACACCGGACAGCCAUCUCCACAGCCCUUUGACCAGGACACUGCAGCCCGACGACUGCCUCCAGGGGACACCCCACCUCCCCAGGGAUCUCAGCCUGGAACUGGGUCACAGUCUGGAGCAGUAGCCCAGGCUGGAGCACUAACCGUGGCUGUAGCACUAACCGUGGCUGGGACAGUGGCCCUGGCUGGGGCAGGAUCCCAGGCUGGGGCUCAGGCCGGGGAGGCUCAGAUGGAGGCAGGGUCCCAUCGAGGUUCGUCCGCUGGUAUCCUGAAGCGCCCUCAGAGCCUUGCGCUUGUGGAGGAGCCAAUGGUGAUCCAAGGUGAAGGGCUGGAAAAUGGCCGCAGAAGAACGGUGACCUUCAGUCAGCAGGUGGCAAACAUUCUGCUGAAUGGGGUGCGCUAUGAGAGUGACCUGAGUGAAAAUGUGGAGACAGCAGAUUCACAGAUGUCAAUGAGGCUACUGUGUAUCGCCAUCUACAGGAUGCCUCCGUCACUGCGCAGCCUAUGCACUAACCAUUUCUUGGGUUGGCUGUCCUUUGAGGGCAUGCUGCUGUUCUACACUGACUUUAUGGGGGAGGUAGUGUUUGAGGGAGACCCAAGAGCACCCCAUGACUCUGAGGCCUACCAACGCUACAAUGCUGGGGUUAGCAUGGGCUGCUGGGGCAUGUGCAUCUAUGCAUUCAGUGCUGCCUUUUACUCAGCCAUACUGGAGAAGCUGGAGGAGCGUUUUUCCCUCCGCUCUCUUUAUUUCUUUGCCUACCUGGCGUUUGGCCUUGGCACGGGCCUUGCUACACUCUCCACCAACCUCUAUGUGGUGCUGUCGCUCUGUGUCACCUACGGGGUGCUCUUCUCCUCUCUGUGCACACUGCCUUACUCUCUGCUGUGUGAAUACUACCAGAGCCCACAGUUCUGUGGCUCGUCAGAGGAAGGGACCAGGAGAGGGAUGGGGGUGGACAUCUCUCUGCUCAGCUGCCAGUACUUCCUAGCUCAGAUCAUAGUCUCCGUGGCGAUGGGACCUCUGACCUCGCUGGUGGGCGGGGCCCAGGGAGUGAUGUACUUUUCUAGUGCGAUGUCAUUCGUGGGCUGUCUGUACUCCUCCCUCUGCGUGGUGUACCACCUGCCCCCCCCUGAGGGAAGAGAAGUUGAAACUGGGGUGUGAUUCGGCAUUCCAUCGGAAACCGAACAAAAAAGAAGAACAACAAAUCUGUAGUUUUGGUGGCGAGAAAGAAUUCAGGAAGAUGCAUGUGAACUAUGCUUAAGAUGGCGCUGGACAACUUUGAGAGGGAAGACUUUUGGGUUCAUAUUUGCCAACAGCAAGUGCUUAUUUUCACCGCUAAGGCGCAUGCUUUAGUUAGGGUUUAGGCUUGUUUCACCACACGACCCAAACUGGCUCACUGGAGUGACCCUCUCACAUUUGGGUUAGUUAUCCAGUCUCAUUACACGCUGCUGCAUUUAUUCACUCAAUUCAUUUGAUUAUAAACAGCUCAAAUAACAUUUCAUCUUCCAUGUACAUCAAUCAGCCAAUUAUAAAACAUUGGUGAAAUCAUAAUUACUUUUCAAUUGAGAAAAUCUGACAGGCUAAAAAAAACUUGCUUGCCUUGAACAUCACUUAAUUGACACCGAGACUGUUUACAGGCAUUUUUUGAAUGAAUUGUUAACAAUAACUCAUGCCUGCGUUCAGCUUCAUUUGUGAGUUUCACUAAAAUACCCACCACCGUGAAACACCCCACUGUCAUGAGUCAUCUAGAGCUGAUGCCUCAGUGGAAUGUUGAUCAGGGUCUACCACUAAAGCCUCCAUAACAGACUGGACACGUGCCAUGAUGAUGUCAUGUUUCUGACUGGUUUCUUUUGAGAAAACAGCAACUGUAUGGAUCAUCAUGCUGUUGCAACUUGCUUCAAUUCAACAAAAUAACAUUUAUAGUGUUUUCUGAUGUUCUUCAUCCUUAAUUCCAAUAUUGACUGUAUUACUGUAACAGCUACUUCAGG
This is a messenger RNA of Salvelinus namaycush (lake trout), 4189 nucleotides long. It is a transcript of the gene slc45a1, whose product is annotated as solute carrier family 45 member 1. Lineage: Eukaryota; Metazoa; Chordata; Actinopteri; Salmoniformes; Salmonidae. Bases 933 to 3362 code for a protein of 809 amino acids. Gene Ontology annotation, biological process: transmembrane transport. Gene Ontology annotation, cellular component: membrane. Gene Ontology annotation, molecular function: sucrose:proton symporter activity. The transcript has 9 exons. The record is from RefSeq and is a predicted model, not a curated record.